AUGACACCGCGCGUUGGCGCGUCUCAUCUUGGCGAGCCACCCAAUCCCUAUCAGGACAAUCGAGGCCCUCGAGAUGUCAUGGAUCCCAUUCUCGAUGGCCUAAAUCCUGCCCAGCGAGAUGCAGUCACCUCAUCUGCGCCCAUUUUGCAAGUCCUCGCACCACCGGGGUCUGGAAAGACCAAGACGCUGACAGCACGCGUCGCGUACCUGCUUUCUCACCAUGGAUACCUACCUCAAGAUGUCAUUUGUUGCACGUUCACAAUCAAAGCGAGCCGAGAGAUGCGUGAGCGUCUGGCCAAGCUUAUCGGUGAGCGUUUGGAAAGUCGGCUGAUUCUUGGCACUUUCCAUUCUAUCUGUCGCAGGUAUCUGGUCAAGUAUGGGUAUUUGAUCGGUCUGAGAAAAGGUUUUGGCAUAGCGGACUCAGAUGAUAGUCGCGCUAUCUUACGGGCUGAGGAGAUGGAGCUGGUUGAUGUCUACCGUGCAUAUCAAGCAGCGCUGGCUGACUCAAGCCUCUUGGAUUAUGAUGACCUACUAGUACGCUGCUGCGAUCUUCUCAGACAGCACCCUGAGUGUGUAUCGAAUGUCCAGACCGUCCUGGUCGAUGAAUUUCAGGACACAAAUACGAUUCAAUAUGACCUGAUGAACCUUUUUGCCGCCCAGAAUCGACGCAUCACGAUCGUCGGUGACCCCGACCAAAGUAUCUACGGGUUUCGCUCAGCAGAAAUUCAAAACCUUAGACGCAUGCAGCGGCGAUACCCAAAUACAUCGAUUGUCUUGUUGGAAUCCAAUUAUCGCUCAUCGGCGUCCAUCUUGAAGUCUGCGCAGGAUGUGAUUGAGCAGGAUACGACACGACCUUCAAAGACACUACAGGCGACCCACUCAUUCGGAACAUUACCUGUGCUCAGAAAACUCCCAACGGCAAAUGCAGAGGCCACCUGGAUGGUGCUUGAGAUCAAGCGCGCUGUGGCGAUGACUGGGGGUCUCGUGCGGAUGUCAGAUGUUGCAGUUCUGCUCAGAUCAGCUUCACUGUCCACGCGCAUUGAAACAGCGUUUGGGCGAGCCGGUAUUCCAUACAAGAUGGUCGGAGGUCGGAAGUUCUUUGACCGGACCGAGGUCAAGACUUUGGUCAAUUACCUCAGAGUUGUGAGCCACACAGGACAUGCAGACGCACUACUCAAUAUUAUCAACGUUCCACCUCGUCGAAUCGGUGACGAGACUAUAAAGCAAUUGACCAGUGGCGCUGACAAGGCUCAAGUUCCACUCUGGACUUUCAUCAAAGACGUCAUUCAGGGUCGCCGGUCGACGGAGAAGAAACUGCAAAAGGCAGCAGAGCAGGGUCUUUGUUCGUUGGUCAAGCUUAUUGAAGCUGCGAAACAGAAAUUGCAGGAAUGUGCUGAUGCUUCAGCGCCAUGCGUGCUUCUUGAACACAUUACAGACAGUCUGUCCUUCCAGGAAUAUUUGAUGAGAACCUAUCCCCUAGAUGAAGACAGUCGCUGGGCGAACGUCAAGGAACUGAUGGGUCAAGCCCAUGAUGCUGCCGCCUCCGUCGGGGACGUGGCCCAAGAAGAGGAUCUACCUCAGAUUGAAGGCGUUGAGCAAGAGCAUUCACACGCCGGUGAAGAGGCCCUUUCCAAGUUUUUGGCCAACGUUGCUCUUGCCACAGAGGCCACCAAAGAAGGUGAGACGGAAACCGAGAAGGUCACGAUUUCUACGAUCCAUGCAGCCAAGGGUCUCGAGUGGCCCGUCGUGUUCAUCCCAGCUGUUUAUAAUGGGAGCAUUCCACACUCACGGGCCGAGGAACUCGACGAAGAGAGGCGGCUGCUGUACGUCGCCAUGACCCGAGCACAAGCGUUAUUGUACCUGAGCCUCCCUCUACGACAACCCCGACUCGGCGAGGGCGAGGAUGGCUCGACUACUUUGACACCAUUCUUGACACCCAAAUUGGUCAGAGAGCGCUUUCGUCCUAAGGGGCCUCAAUUACACGAGAAAGUCGUUUAUGCAAUUGCUGAUAUCCUGCGACGGCCACGUCCCACUGCCGACGAUAUGUACAAAGACCUAAAUUCACUGCCAUCUACACUGGACGAUCGAUGGACUGCCGAGGGCGAGGAAAAGAAGGACGAGGACGGGCAAUGGAAGGAUGCCCUGGACCCCAAUGACCUGGCUGGAUCGAACCCGAAACGGCGACGGGUUGAUGCCAAUCAGCCAACGUCUACGACCUACAUGUCAGCAAGCGGCAUGAUGAACAGCUCAGCCAAUUUUCAGGUGUCUACAACGCUCUCGACCGGCUUCCUCUCUGCUCGAGAUUAUGCAGCUACAGCAGCAAGCCAGGAACCCGUCGCUGAAUCUACACCCAAAGCUGCCCCCAAUCCGGCUCCUAUCAAGUCCAAGGCAUCCAGCACCGCCAGCCGUAAAGACGGGUUGACCCAAGCCAGUAUCUCCAACUUCUUUGGCGGACCGGGAAUCUCCCAGAAACGAGAACCCCUUCCUGCCAGUCAAGCGUCUAACCAGCUACCGCGAAGUCACCCAACAGCCCCAACCUCACGCCCCGGGCCCAGUCUGGUUCCGCCUGCGCUCACAUCGCACCGCCUCCAACCACGACCCUUGCAACCAAGUCGACCGGCCCUGGAACCAGCUCAACCAAGUAACUAUACGUGGAUGGCGGCUCCGUCCAGACCAGCUGUGAAACCCGCGCGGAUGCUGACGCAACCUUCUUCUGGAAACAGUACAGAGGUAGGGACCAGACCGGAGGGGGUGAAACAAGACAGCUCCACCGGCAUUCAGUCAGUCACGUUUCACACGACGACGAUGGCGAGUGUACGGCAACAGGGCGCCGGGCGACGGACGUUGGGGAUUCGGCGGAGUAUGAAUGGAUGGGAGGAGCGAAUGAAGCGGGAAGGCUGA
Penicillium maclennaniae is the source of this 2901-nucleotide messenger RNA. Its product is annotated as ATP-dependent helicase. The coding region runs from base 1 to 2901 and encodes 966 amino acids. Gene Ontology annotation, cellular component: nucleus. Gene Ontology annotation, biological process: recombinational repair. The record is from RefSeq and is a predicted model, not a curated record. Lineage: Eukaryota; Fungi; Ascomycota; Eurotiomycetes; Eurotiales; Aspergillaceae. The transcript is spliced from 2 exons. Gene Ontology annotation, molecular function: DNA binding; 3'-5' DNA helicase activity; ATP binding.